UCAGAGUCUACGUGGUGAGGUUUGGAACCACCAAUCCGAUUGUACACUUAUCACCAUGGUGGACUUGCGUAGUGGGAAGAGUACUAGCCCAUACACCCCUGAGCAGCAAGAGAAAAUGGCCGCCUUAGUGAGAGAAAACAAGGAGAGGAAAGAGCUCGAGAAGCAGGCRAARUUAAAGGCUAUCRCGRAGGAGCAGGCGGCKAAGAUGAAGAGGUUGGAGGAGGAGAUGAAGAGGGUUCAACAGGAAGAGGAAAAGAGGAGAAAGGUUGCUGAAGAAGAAGCAGCAGCAGAAGAAGAAAAAGAAAGAAAACAUAUUCAAGGAGAAGAAGGGAGUAGUGGCACAAAGAGGGAUACRGACGCAGAGAUGGAGAMRAGGAUAAGUGAGUGGGUCGCUAAUUUAUCGUUGGGAGAAGACGAGGAGGCGGAGUCUUAUGUGACUCAGGAUGAGAGGGAUGCGCUAGCUAGUGAGCUAGCAGCAAUGGAGGACCCUAUGAAACGGCGAGAAAGGGAGGAGGAGCAGAAGUUAGCAUGGAAAUUGAGGAUGAAGAGGGAAAAGAAGAGGAGGAGAGAGGAAGUCAACAAACUGACUGCAGAGGUGGCGAAGGUGCAGGACUGUAGGAAAGAAGUGCAGGCCCAGACAAAUGAUAAGGCCAAGUGGGAUAAGGUAUUGGGGUACCUGGAGGUGCUGAGCACAACAUGGAUGGAGGAGCGCCAAGCAAAUUGGAGCCAAGAAGUAGCCUUGAGUGCCAUGCGGUCGGGAUUUAGAGAUUUUGCGCGCGAUAUAGUCACCCACAUUGGGGGCGAAGUCAAGCAACUGAGAGACAAUGUGGGGAAGUUUUCCAACUACUAUAGGAAGUUCGUGAGGAACUUCUCUACCAUCGCCGCUGCCUUGCGCAGGUUGCUAAAGAAAGAGGCAAUCUGGCAAUGGGACCAAGACUGUACGUAUGCGCUAAAGAGAUUAAAGCGCGCGUUAAUAGAGUAUCCUGUCCUCAAAGUUGCUGAUCCGUCCUUGCCAUUUGUCGUCACCACGGACGCGAGUCAGUAUGGGAUAGGCGCCGUGUUUCAGCAAGACGACGGCAAUGGCUAUAGACCAGUAGAGUUCAUGUCAGCGAGGAUGCCCUCUAAGAAGGUCACUGCCUCGACGUACGAGAGAGAACUCUACGCUCUCAGGCAGGCUCUAGAUUACCGGAAGCAUUACCUGCUUGGGAGGCACUUCAAAGUGUAUUCUGAUCAUGAGACCCUUAGAUGGUUGAAGACUCAGGCCAAGAUGACACCUAAGUUGACUAGGUGGGCCGCAGAGAUAGACCAGUAUGAUUUCGAGCUCAAGCCAGUAAAGGGCAAGUACAACGUAGUUGCGGACGCUCUGAGUAGGAGAUCAWACUACUUUGGAGCCRUAGUACACUAUCUGGAUAUAGGGAGAGACCUGCAGGAGAAAGUGAAGCAAGCGUAUGCGCAGGACCCCAUCUAUAGUGACCUCCUAAAGAGAGUUAGAGAGGCCCCAGAGACUGAGCCAGAUUACCGCACUACCAAGGGACUACUAUUUGAGAAGACUAAUGUAUCGGAUCUGCAAGCAUCGUCAGGAUUGCCAAUCAAUGUUGUUCUGCCACGUGGCACUGAUCGUCGGCGGGCUGAACGCCGAAACGUGCCGAACGGCCAUCAACUGCUGGCCGCUGCCCCACGGCCCCACCGACGACAAAGAGGAGCAGGCGUAGAGAAGUGCCUUGGCAAGGAGGUGACCAGCAGCCUAGGAGGAGGUGGAGGAAGAGGUGGAAGAGGAGGAGGAGGAAGAGGAGUAGGCCCUCACACGGGAGAGGAUCAGGCCCAGGAGUAUGUCAAGGCAACGCUGGUAAUUAGUACUCCACCAGAUUACCCUCUAGUGCUGCCAGAGCUGGAGCUCUGUGAAACGAAGGGCCUGGAUGACAGAAGACACGCCUCUCUGCUGAGUGAGCUACGCAGCCGGGCAAGAACCGCCCCUCCGGGACCCAUGCUUGUGGCUCUCUGUGAAGCCGCCAAGGAUGUGUUGACGUCCAUGAAUUUUCCAGAAGGUGACUGUCCUUUUUGUAUGAUGCCUCUGGCGGGAGGACGAAGGGGAGAGAGUCCUUUGGGGGGGGGAGGAGGGGGAGGGGGAGGAGGAGGAGGAGAUGGAGAUGGUGAUGAGAAGGAGUUUAUGAAAUUGAUAUCUUGUUUCCAUUGCUUCCAUAGCGAGUGCUUUGGGAGGUGGUGGAGAUGGCAGCAAAAGCAGCAGAGAGCAGAGGAGGACCCCUCCCUCCAGCAGCAGGCUCAGAAUUCAAGGAGGCGGGGAUGGGGGAGCCAAUCAAGCGGUACAAGGGGUAAUCAGCAAAUAAUACAACUGAAGGACGGCAUGAUGCCAGAUGUCAAGUGCCCAAUCUGUCGAGCCCCGAUCGCGACCGACGAUGUGACCCAUGUCCAAGAUUGGCUAAUUAAGCAGGAUGAUGAGGUAAUCAGGGAAGAAGAGGAGGGGGAGCAAUCAUCAGGGACAGGGGUGUUAAUCAUGGCAACACCUGAGGAGCAGGAGAGGCGUGAGCGCUUCGUGAAGUUGUUUGAAGCGCAGAAAAGCCGAGGGGGCAUCAUCGAGGUCAGGAAGCCUGACACGAUAACUGAAGGGAUGGUGGUAGUUAUGCCCCCCCCAUCGACACCGGUCAAUCGGCAGGCUACCACUCAAUUGGAGAGCAAUGCACCUCAGCAGGAAGAGCAUCCAAGCGCAGAGGAGGGAAGUUCUCGAAGCCCAUUCAGGAGCGAGCGGCCUGUGUCAGAUCAACCCCGGGUCAGUAAUUCAAGAAGCAUGCCCAGCAGCAGCAGCAGCGGCGGCAGUGGCAAUAGAGAUAUGAUUUGUACAGAGGGGGGGGAGUUUGAAAGCAGCAAUCGGGAUCGGGAUGGACCGCCAAGGGUGCCGGGCGGGAAGCAAGGGAUGCAAAGGGGGCGAAGGUACAGACGUGGAGGUGGUCGGAGUGGAAGAAGUUCUGAAGGACUAAACACAUCUGCUGCUACUGCAGCAUUGAGACGUGCUGAACGACUAAGUACAUCUGCUGCUGCUACUGCAGAAUUGCCGUGUUCUGAAAGACCGAGUACAUCCGCUUCUGUUUCAUGUUAUUCGUCGGGAUUCGAACUUGGAUCUGUAUUUCAACAAUUGAAUGGUGUACCAACUGAGCUAGGCCCACCAGUGCUAAGUACAUCUUCUGGUACUGCAGAAUCGCAGAGCUGUGAAAGACUCGGUACAUCUGCUGCUGCUGCUGCUGCAGAAUUGCCGAGUUCUGAAAGACCGAGUACAUCUGCUGUUACCGCGGAAUUGAGAAGUUUUGAAACACUUAGUGUAUCUGCUGUCGCUACAGAAUCGAAACGCUCUGAACAGGGUCAAAGCCAGGGCUGUUCAGACCUGACAGCAAGGAAAGGCAGGGUGCACAGAAGACCGGCAGCAGAGGGUGAGAAUAGAGGAGGAGGGAGUGAACAGGGGGUCUGUACUAGAUCGGUUGAGUACCCCGGCGAACGCAGGGAAGAAAUGUGCUCAAUCGGGGCCACCAGCAGCAGUGGGGUGGAUUGCGCAGGAAAUCCGCUGUACAUGCACCUACCUCCCCCGGGAUUCUCACAGCCCUGUGGAACUCUGGGACAUUGUCCAGGUGGUCCAGGUGGUCGUACUAACAAACGGGCCCAACGUACAAGCUGCGGUCAUCAGGGAGAAUCACGCCCACACUAUUCAGGUCCCAACCCAAGGGAUGCUCGUGGUAGGAGUCCUGUGACUGAGGAUGGGCUCGAUGGCACAGACAAGCAAUUGCAGCGAGCACCGCAGCAGGUUCAAGCAUAUAGACGAAGUCGGUGGGCUGCCGGUGGACCUCUCCCUCGUGAGCAAGAUGGUCUGCCUGACGGUCUUGGUCGUGGGGGGACUGAUAAACACAGGACAGCCCCUACCCUUGGGAGAGGAAGAGGCACUACUACUAGGUUCACCCCCCCUGGCCCUCCUCCUCGGUUUCACCAACCUCGUCACAGACCACCGCCGCCAGGGUUCAGUCGCAAUCCUGCAACGCAAUCGUCAGCUAGUGAGUUGUCCUUGACAUCAGCAACUUGCGAAAGCCAGCAGUCUUCAGCUCACUGCUCUGCUCAUCCUCCUCCUCCACAUCGUGAUCAGCAGAGGCCUAGGGGCACCUCCUCAAGCGAGGGCGGGCGACAGAAGGGUGGGCAUACGGAAGGACAAAGAGGAGGAGGAGGGGGGGGGGUAGGAGGAGGAGGAGGAGGAGGAGGACCAGGAUACAGGUAUAAUAAUGCUAAUGAAGAGAGAGAGAAUGUUGAUGAGUCAUUUCGAAAGGGUAAGGUAUCAGGUAGACGGCCGGGUGGCUCGCCAUCAUCGACGAGUGAAGCAGAUGGUUGUCGGCAUGCAGAAGGAGGAAGAGGAGAAGGAAGAGGAGGUAGAGGAGGAGGAGGAGGAGGAGGAGGAGGAGGAGGAGGAGGAGGAGAUAGGUAUGAUUGUGCUAAUGAAGAAAGAAAGAAUCCUGAGGGGUCGUUUCCAAAGGGUGAGACGUCGGGCAGAUGGCCGGGGGGUCCACUGUCGUCCUCGAUCAGCGAAGAUGGAGAAGAUUGGAGCAGCGGCAGCAGCAGCAUCAGAACACACAGUGCUCACUCGAGCUGGCGACAAAUUUCUCGACGGCGUGGGGAGAGGGGUGGACAUGCCAAGGAAGGCGGCGAUGGUUAUGGGAAGCGGGAAUGGUGACAACGGUCACAAUGCGGCGGGCGGUGCGCCGUUGGAAAUUUAGGGGCUGCCAGUGAGGGAAGAAGUGGUGGCUGCGGAGAUCAUUUGCUUUCCUAAAAGAGGGUUGGACAGCGUGCCGGUGUAGAUACAGGGGCAACCAGUGAGGGAAGAAGUGGGUGGCUGGGGAAUCAUUUUUGGCUUUCCUAAAAGAGGGUUGGAGGAUCAUAAUACGGAAUCUUUUCUUUCCUAAAAGAGGGUUAGAGAAUCAAAAUGCAACAGAGAAGGGAGGUCAGUUUGAGAGGAAGAGUAGGGACCACAUCAGGGAUCUGUGAUAACAGGCGAAAGUGGUGGGCGAGUUGUUCCUCGCCUGCAGAGAAAAAACAAACAAACAAACAGAAGUACCACAGUUGAGUUAGCUCUGUUGACUCUGCAACAAGUUUCUGGGCUUGAUAGUUUAAUUGGUUCGAACCCACCGCUCGAAAUGGUAAGAGAGAAGGAAGGUCAAUUUGAGAGCAAAGGCAUACUCACAAUAGGACAUUUUCACUUAUUCAUGGAGCAUAAUUGAGGUCAGAUGCAUUCACGUCGGACCAGAAAUGCGACCAGAUACAAUUAAAGUAGAGCUAGUGUGAGCACGCCCUGAUGGUAGGGGCCUCAACAGGUCUGCAACGACGAAGGAGUGAUGUGUUGAAGUUAUGGAGACGACAAAAGCUAUGACGAGUUGGAAGUUCUUCUGCAAUUGGUACUCUGAAUUUUUGACAAUCUGAAUUUUCGACAAUAAUGAUGUCAGGUGCAGAUAUGAUUUUUCAUGAUGAUGCCAGAUGCAGAGUAUGUCUGGAUUUCUUCCAAAUUCUUUGUUUUUUUAAUUUUAUGAUGCCAGAUGCAGAGUAUGUCUGGAUUUCUUCCAAAUUCUUAGUGUUUUUUUUUUCAUGUAGUUCUCUUCAGUGCUGUAACCCACAUUUAAGAAGAAGAAGAAGAAGAAGAAGAAAUCCUCCUCCCCCCUUCUUUUCCUUUUGUCUUGGGAACAAAGGGCCCUAUCUAUU
Messenger RNA from Chara braunii, 5739 nucleotides. The record is from the annotation of a GenBank genome assembly. NCBI's taxonomy places the organism in Eukaryota, Viridiplantae, Streptophyta, Charophyceae, Charales, Characeae.